This is a messenger RNA of Zygotorulaspora mrakii, 1536 nucleotides long. RefSeq names its product mRNA (N6-adenosine)-methyltransferase (gene IME4). The record is from RefSeq and is a predicted model, not a curated record. The transcript has a single exon. Lineage: Eukaryota; Fungi; Ascomycota; Saccharomycetes; Saccharomycetales; Saccharomycetaceae. Gene Ontology annotation, cellular component: RNA N6-methyladenosine methyltransferase complex; nucleus. Gene Ontology annotation, molecular function: mRNA m(6)A methyltransferase activity. The coding region runs from base 1 to 1536 and encodes 511 amino acids.
AUGUCAACUGAGCAAGUUUUGAGGUUUUUAAUUACAAACCACGAGAAUCUGCUACUAGCACCACUCUAUGGCGAUUUGAGAUCAAUUUUUUGUGUAUACCUGUCGUGUUUCCAGGAUGACGACAUCUUGGCGGCAACCUUUCAGCUAUUUUCAAAAGCUUUGCAAGACAUUUGUGAUAUUGCAGAUGGUUCUUUAGCUCUCAAUUCCCAAGCCGGCGAGAUGUAUCAGAAUUCUAGAGUAGAGUUUAUUGAUGUAUCGCUAUUGAAGCUCAUGCAUGAAAAGAUCAACUCACUGGGGGGUGAAAGGAUAAAACGCAGGGAUUUCGAUACAGGUCACCAUUUAACUGGCUCACAUCUUGAGAGAAUGUUGUGUAUUUUGAAUCAGGACGCGAAUGAGAAUAAAAGUGAGAAUAUCCUAUUGAGAAAGCUUCAAAAAUUAUUAAGUACUUGUCCUGGAUCCAUACAAUUGGCGAAGGAAAGAGAGCAACAUAUUUCUAAGACGGUGGGAUACAUUCCAAUAUGUACAAAUGAAAAGCAUAAAGCGCUUUUAGCUACUAUUGUGCCUACCUCUGCUCACGAACUUGGGUCAAUUCCAGGUUUCAAACUGUCACAGGCAAAAGUAAAUUGUCCAGGAUUAAUUGAUUGUUUACAACGCAAGAAGCAUUUCAUUCCAAAUAUCAAACCUCAUACGGAUAUUUCUUUAGGAGAUUGCUCAUAUUUGGACACCUGCCAUAAACUGAAUUCAUGUCGAUAUACGCAUUAUCUGCAAUAUAUCCCAGAGAACCUUUGCAAAACAAUUUCAGCAGAAACUAAACUUGCUAAUAAGCUGAAUGAAAACCAAAAAAAUUACCCUUUUUACACACAUGGUAAUUGCUGUUCCAAUUUUGUGAAACAAGAUUUACCAGAACAGUGGAUUCAAUGUGAUGUUCGAAAAUUUGAUUUUACAGUGCUUGGAAAAUUUUCGGCAGUAAUUGCGGAUCCUGCGUGGAACAUUCAUAUGAAUUUGCCAUAUGGGACAUGUAAUGAUAAUGAAUUACUAGAACUACCUUUUGAGACGUUACAGGACGAGGGUAUUCUGUUUCUAUGGGUUACCGGACGUGCAAUCGAGAUGGGUAAAGAAUUCUUAACCAAAUGGGGGUAUAUCGUUCUCCAUGAAAUAUCAUGGGUCAAAACAAAUCAGCUAAGUCGUACUAUUGUCACAGGUCGCACAGGUCAUUGGCUUAACCAUUCAAAAGAGCAUCUUUUGGUGGGAUUAAAAGGUAAUCCAAUUUGGCUUAACAGGAAAAUUGACACAGACAUUAUUGUAUCCGCUACUAGAGAAACAAGUAGAAAACCAGAUGAGCUCUAUGGCCUAAUCGAAAGACUGGUAGGUCCCCACGCCAGAAAACUUGAGUUUUUUGGGAGACACCAUAAUCUGAGACCGGGAUGGUUCACCAUAGGUAACCAGCUUCCCGGAGUAUGUAUCCAUGAACUAGAUGUUAAGAAAAGGUACGAACAAUUCUUAGCAAAACCAGAAAGAGCGCACAAGCAUAGCUAG